Austrofundulus limnaeus is the source of this 949-nucleotide messenger RNA. RefSeq names its product K(lysine) acetyltransferase 8 (gene kat8). Gene Ontology annotation, cellular component: NSL complex; NuA4 histone acetyltransferase complex; MSL complex. Gene Ontology annotation, biological process: regulation of DNA-templated transcription. Lineage: Eukaryota; Metazoa; Chordata; Actinopteri; Cyprinodontiformes; Rivulidae. The record is from RefSeq and is a predicted model, not a curated record. Gene Ontology annotation, molecular function: histone H4K16 acetyltransferase activity.
ACACAGCGGAGGUGAUCCAGUCCCGGCUCAACGAGCAGGAGGGUCGGGAGGAGUUCUACGUUCACUAUGUGGGCUUCAACAGGAGGCUGGAUGAGUGGGUGGGGAAGACUCGCCUGGCUCUCACCAAGACUGUGAAAGACGCCGUGAGGAAGAGCACAGAGGUCGGAGGUGUUGGAGAUCUGGGCGAGCAGCCUGAGAGGAAGAUCACUCGCAACCAGAAGAGGAAGCACGACGAGAUCAACCACGUGCAGAAGACGUACGCAGAAAUGGACCCGACCACAGCAGCCCUGGAGAAGGAGCACGAGGCGAUCACCAAAGUCAAAUAUGUGGAUAAGAUCCAGAUCGGAAACUUUGAGAUCGACGCCUGGUACUUCUCCCCGUUCCCUGAAGACUACGGCAAACAGCCCAAGCUGUGGRUCUGCGAGUACUGCCUGAAGUACAUGAAGUACGAGAAGACCUUCAGGUUUCACCUGUCUCACUGUCAGUGGAGGCAGCCUCCAGGAAAAGAGAUUUACAGAAGAAGUAACAUCUCUGUGUUCGAGGUGGAUGGGCGGGACCACAAGAUCUACUGUCAGAAUCUUUGUCUAUUAGCCAAACUGUUUUUAGACCAUAAAACCCUUUAUUUUGACGUGGAGCCGUUCAUCUUCUACAUCCUGACUGAAGUCAACAAACAGGGMGCGCACAUCGUCGGCUACUUCUCUAAAGAGAAAGAGUCUCCAGAUGGGAACAACGUGGCGUGUAUUCUCACACUGCCACCGUACCAACGCCGAGGCUACGGGAAGUUCCUCAUAGCUUUCAGUUAUGAGCUGUCCAAGCUGGAGAACACAGUGGGUUCUCCAGAGAAGCCUCUGUCUGAUCUGGGCAAGCUGAGCUACAGGAGUUACUGGUCCUGGGUCCUCCUAGAGAUCCUGAGGGACUUCAGAGGAACACUGUCCAUCAAAGACCUUAG